UCUUCUUUAGUUGGAAACUAUUAAUCAACAGCAAUGCUGAUAACUUAUUUUGUCGUUAGUUUGCUAGUAAUCAGUGUGGUAGGGCGUAGCGAAUCUGCAACAGUUGACGGACGUGCCGAGUCCGAUCUAGAACAUCUAUUUUCAGGGUACGAAGGGUGUUAUGAGUGGAAAGACCAGUCCCAGGGUGAUGUUAUCAGCAAACGAGAACACCUGCCUGUCACAGCUUGCAUACAGUUCUGUAUAAAGAAGCGCACCGUUUUUGCAGUAACUAAGACGUCCGGCGGUGUGUGUGCAUGCAAGAACUCGGAAGACGGAAUGGAAAGAGUCAACAAUAGGAGAUGCAAAGCGUGCAAGACAAAGGGAAAGAACUGCCAAUCGAAAUCUACGUUUAUGGCUUUCCACACGAAACUACAUACAAUGACGUCAACAGCGGAACCCAGUACCACAGUUACAGAGGGUAUGAUGCCGGAGAGAGAUGGAAACCUUUGUAUAUUAAAACCAUGUCUACACAAUGGCGUCUGCGAAAACAUCAAGGAUGCGCAGUAUGUCAGCUUCCGGUGUCACUGUACAUCCGGGUAUCAUGGACACACCUGCCAAUACAAUGUUUCCCAUUGUUUCCACGGCCUUUGUCACGAGGGCGUAUGCCUGGACACACCGAACGGGCCGGAGUGCAGGUGUCGAAACGGAACUACUGGCCGGCACUGUCAGUUUAACCCCCGAGCACACGAGAAGCUGCUUGGAGAGAGGAGGAUGUUGGCGAUGUACCACAUCGUGCUGGUCGGCGUCGUCGUCGUCACCUUCGUUGUGGUGAUGACUGUCAGCAUCCACUGCUGCCGAGUCUGGACCAGAAGGAGAAGAUACUUACUUCGAUACAACAGAGUCCUCAAGAUGGACAUUGACAAGGACCUGCUGAAGGAGUCGUCUCCCCCUAGUGUCCUGUCCACCAGCAACCAGCUGUGUCUGGAGUUUCUGUGUCCCUGCAGGAAGAGCACGACUCCGGACAUCUACAAGGACAGCCUCGUGGACGAGGUUCUGGACGAGUUUGACGCAAACAAUAACCUUCCUGCUGAAGACAAAGGCGAAAUUCUGACGAGAAUGUCGCAAUAUCUGAAGACGACAAACGAACAGAAGAAGAAACGUCUUGUUAAAGCCAUACGAACCAUGACGCUGACUGGUCCUGGGUCGGUCAAGUCUAAGAUUGUAACCACAAGCGAAACUCCUGGCAAGGAGAGGAUGAAAAAUCCCGUUUAUGACAGGGCCCGAGCUCAGAGAUUCUUCGGAAAAGUCGAUUCUGGACGUCAUGUUGAUGACGUCGAAUCGGCGAGUCCAUUGCUUAAGAUAGUGGAUGACAGGUGGACAGACGCGCCACGUGUGGCGGGAGACGGUGACAGGGCCUACUUAGUGUCAGCCUCUGUGCACAAAGAAGACGACCAUCGCACAAGCUUAGACAAUCACCUGCAGGGUAUUGAAAUGAUGUCACAAAUGACCCCAACUUUCUCAAACCAGGUAGAUCAUUUUGCACUUGAUUGUGACAAGGAACACGAAUAUGCUUCGUCUGUUAGCUCGGUGAAACAGAUGACAAAUCUUCUGGAGGAUACGGAAGUGGCAAUGAUAUCACAGUUACCUAUGGACCUCGUGAGUGAUACAGAUAGGCUUAGUAAUGGAAGUUUCAGUGAACAAGGGCAUGAUUGUUAUUACUGUCAAAGGGAACAGACAGCCAGUCCUGUGCCGGACAUACAAAUAACGUCACGCCUGCACUUGGACGUUCCAAGCAACUCGGAUCACUUUUCUCGUGAUUCCGUUAACGAACAUCAUAAUACUGCUAGUCCAGACGACGAGGAAAUGACAUCACGGGUGCCCCUGAAGGUCCCGAGUAAUAUCGACAGUAUUAGUUUUAAUUCUGUUGGCAGAUUAGAAUAUCAUCGUGCUAGUUCAAUGAAAGAGACAACCAGUCGAACACUGGACAGGGAAAUAACGUCACGGGUGUCACUGAAUGCUACAGCGGACACACAGAGGUUCACUCGCGAUGAUUCUCUCAGCAAGCAAGAACAUUCUGCAAACUUGAAGAGGCAAACGAUCAGUCAAGUGCAGGACGUAGAAAUUACAUCAUCAUGGAUACCCUCGGACCUCCCCAACAGAACACAGCCUGAUGUUUUUAAAUAUCACGAUCUCAACAUUGCUAGCUCAGUCGAAGAGAUGGCUAAUCAUGUACAGGGCAUGGAAAUGACGUCAAAAAUAUCGUCUAACGUCCCAGACAGGAGAAAACGUUUCACCCGUGAAUCUAUAAAUAUGGCAGAUGGGCGGGGAUUUCACAGAAGCUACCCGGAGUUCAUACCUGCUUCUGUGUCAUACGGACACUUGCAUCAACCAACGGUAACUCUGCCCGAUGUUCAUACGUCACGUGACGCAGUUUCCUUCAACGACGCUGCAGAUGCAGCUGCUCGUCAGCCAAUCACAAGAAUUAAUGGACCGAAUGUGACUCACACAGCAUCACUUCCUAGCAUCUGGAAUCAGGACAUGGCUUAUGCAGAAUUACACCCUAGAGUCUGGAACCAGGAUACGACUCGCAUAGAAUCACACCCUAGAGUCUGGAAUCAGGAUACAACUCGCACAGAUUCACAUCCUAGAGUCUGGAAUCAGGACACAACUCAUACAGAAUCACAACCUAGAGUCUGGAAUCAGGAUAUGACUUAUACAGAAUUACACCCUAGAGUCUGGAACCAGGAUACGACUCACACAGAAUCACACCCUAGAGUCUGGAAUCAGGAUACGACUCGCACAGAUUCACAUCCUAGAGUCUGGAAUCUGGAUACGACUCACACAGAAUCACAACCUAGAGUCUGGAAUCAGGAUACAGCUCGCACAGAAUCUCAUCCUAGAGUCUGGAAUCAGGAUACGUGUCAAAUAGAAUCUCAUCUUAGAGUCUGGAAUCAGGAUACGAAUCGUAUAGAAUCCCAAACUAGAGUCUGGGAUCAGGAUACGAGUCGUACAGAAUCACAUCCCAGAGUCUGGAAUCAGGAUACAACUCGCAUAGAAUCACAACCUAGAGUAUGGAAUCAGGAUACAACUCACACAGAAUCAACCCCUGGAGUCUGGAAUCAGAAUACAACUCACACAGAAUCAACCCCUGGAGUCUGGAAUCAGAAUACAACUCACACAGAAUCAACCCCUGGAGUCUGGAAUCAGGAUACAUCUCGCACAGAAUCACAACCUAGAGUUUGGAAUCAGGAUACAACUCACACAGAAUCACAACCUAGAGUUUGGAAUCAGGAUACGAAUCGUACAGAAUCCCAAACUAGAGUCUGGGAUCAGGAUACGAGUCGUACUGAAUCACAUCCUAGGGUCUGGAAUCAGGAUACAACUCGCAUAGAAUCACAACCUAGAGUAUGGAAUCAGGAUAAAACUCACACAGUAUCACAACCUAGAGUCUGGAAUCAGGAUACAACUCACACAGAAUCACAACCUAGAGUUUGGAAUCAGGAUACAACUCACACAGAAUCACAACCUAGAGUUUGGAAUCAGGAUACAACUCACACAGAAUCACAACCUAGAGUUUGGAAUCAGGAUACAACUCACAGAGAGUCAACCCCUAUAGUCUGGAAUGAGAAUGUAACCGAAGAACUUGAGUGCUGUCCAUCAUGUGGACAUACAGUGUCUGAAAGCCGCAUCAAUCAACACUGCUGGAAAUGCCGGUCUGUACGUCAUUUCCCAGAGGACGUUGAGCGGGAACUGGCUGCGAGGGUGCGUGAACAGAGGAAACAUAUACGGAUACAAAAAUAGAGAAGACGAUCAUCGCUCAAGUUUAGACGAUCAUUUGACCAAUCACCUGCAUGAUAGAGGAAUGACGUCACAGAUAUCCCCGACUUUUCCAAACCAGGUAAAGCAUAUUGCAUGUGAUUCUGACAACGAACAAGACUAUGUUUCGUCUGCUAGCUCGGUGAAACAGCUGACCAAUCGUAUGCAGGACACAGAAGUGGCAGUGACGUCACAAUUACUUAUGGACCUUGUGUUUGACACAGAGAGGUUUGGUACUUGACGUUUCAGUGAACAUUGUUAUUAUUGUUCAAAGGAACAGACAGCCAGUCAUGUGCCGGACAUAGAAAUUAAGUCACGCCUGCACUUGGACGUUCCAAGCCACUCAGAUCAUAUUUUGCUCGUGAAUCCGUUCAGUGAAAGAGGCAGUCAGUCGAAUACAGGACAGGGAAAUGACGUCACGGAUGCCCCUGAAGGUCCCUAGCAAUAUCGAACGUGUCAAUCGUAAUUCUGUUGACAUAUUAGAAUAUCAUCCUGCUCGUAUAUGAAAGAGACGGCCAGUCGAAUACUGGACAGGGAAAUUACGUCAUUUCAAUUAUUUUGUUAUAUUAAUAGUAUUACAGAAGGACAGUUACCCGAGUAGAUAUGUUGGUGAUUGUGUGCCGACAUAGGAACAGAUUACAAUCGUACUUUCCAUAGUGAGGGUGAAUAAACUGUUCGAAGGCGCACGUCAAAACAAUUAUUCUUCGAGACAGAUCGUAUUACCGUACGCCAGUUAUUGUCGUUUAAAACUGUUAUUUACUUAUGAUGUUACCGAUAAAAUAUUAGAACUUAUUUAUGUAAUACGAUUAAUUAAAGUAAACGUUUAAUAGAGUUUCAACCUAAUUUAUUAUCUAUUUUUACUUAUUAUUUUUUUUUUAUUAAUUUAUUACGAACACCCAUUCUGAAUUAUUAAAAUUUAUAAAGUGCUCUAAUUUCAUGUUGAUUUUGUACAACUUAAUAAAAUGAUACACCAGCCA
Gigantopelta aegis is the source of this 4772-nucleotide messenger RNA. RefSeq lists its product as uncharacterized. Lineage: Eukaryota; Metazoa; Mollusca; Gastropoda; Neomphalida; Peltospiridae. The record is from RefSeq and is a predicted model, not a curated record. Bases 34 to 3780 code for a protein of 1248 amino acids. The transcript has 11 exons. Gene Ontology annotation, molecular function: calcium ion binding.